ACCACCGCUGAUGAGUGUGCAGGCGAGCAGCAGCACGUUAACAGCCAACAGCACCGACAGCAAGCGGCCGCCCUUUUUUUCCACACCUCGCGGGGGCUGUGAUCCCUGGAUUUUGGGACCCUGGAAUGUGGGACUACGGAUGCUAGACCAAGCACUGGGGAAAAAGAAGAGAAAAACUGAACUCUCCCACCUGGACCGGAAAUAUUGUACAGAAAGAAGCAGUGGCACAAGGUCCCACUCCCCAAAUCUGACAGUCUCCUGAACAGGGACACGCACCUGGCUGCACCGGGAGCCGACACCAAGUUGGGGGUUAAGGGGCAGCAGGCGUCUCCUCUCUCCCACGCCGGGCUGGACCAGUGCUUUAUACCGGAGAGGGCAGAGUGAUUUACAGCCACAAGAGCUCGGCUCCAUAAACCUCUCAGUCCCACUCACAUGAUCCAUCUUUUCUCCGAGCUGAAUUUAAGGAAGCCAGAUAAGGUUGGAUGCUGCCAAGUCUGGUUCCCACGCAGUGUCCGCAGCCGGCUCGCAAUCGUUUAGCGCCCCCUGCAGGAGAGCUGUGACUCCACGCGAGUAGGCUAGCUCUACCGGGACUGCUGCGCCCUGCUUCUGGAUUGUCUUCAAGUUCCUUUCGACGGGUGAAGAAAUCAGGGAGUCCAGCGCUCGGAGCUCUGUCGAAGACAUACUAAAUGUCCCUAUACUGGGCCUCAAGGGGCCAGAGUAGACGCUUUGGCGCGAGAGAGCUGGACUUCACUUGAGUCACCCCCGUGUGCUGGAAAGCAGGGCGUUUAGGACCCAGGGGAAGCUCCUGGGCGGCUCCCGGUCAGUGAGAGAUUUCCCCCCUCCUCCCCUGGUGCGCAGCUCAAAUGUCCCGGUAGUCUUGUAGUCGCAGCUCUGGCGCUCCUCAUCUCCCAUCUGUGGCAGCAGGGGCGGCCCCUGCACAGUCGCUUUCCUCAAACCCAUGUUUCAGUCCUAACCCGGCUGCCCUCCCCGUCGGGGGACAUUCCUCGGGGCCCCUUGCCCGACCUGUCCAACGUGGGGCGCCAUGAAUGACCAGUAUCACCGGGCCGCCAGGGAUGGCUAUCUGGAACUCCUCAAGGAGGCCACCCGGAAGGAGCUGAAUGCCCCCGACGAGGAUGGCAUGACCCCCACCCUCUGGGCUGCCUACCAUGGCAACCUGGAGUCGCUGCGCCUCAUUGUGAGCCGAGGGGGUGACCCGGAUAAGUGUGACAUCUGGGGAAACACACCCUUGCAUUUGGCAGCAUCCAAUGGCCAUCUGCACUGCCUGUCCUUCCUUGUGUCCUUCGGGGCCAACAUCUGGUGCCUGGACAAUGACUACCACACGCCACUGGACAUGGCCGCUAUGAAGGGCCACAUGGAGUGCGUUCGCUAUCUGGACUCCAUCGCAGCCAAGCAGAGCAGCCUCAACCCCAAGCUGGUGGGCAAGCUGAAGGACAAGGCCUUUCGAGAGGCGGAGCGGCGCAUUCGCGAGUGCGCCAAGAUGCAGCGCAAGCACCACGAGCGCAUGGAGCGGCGCUACCGGCGAGAGCUGGCCGAGCGCUCCGACGCGCUCAGCUUCUCCAGCCUCACGUCCAGCACCCUGAGCCGCCGGCUGCAGCACAUGACGCUGGGCAGCCAGCUGCCCUACUCGCAGGCCACGCUGCACGGCACCGCCAAGGGCAAGGCCAAGAUCCAGAAGAAGCUGGAGAGGCGCAAGCAGGGGGGCGAGGGCACCUUCAAGGUCUCUGAGGACGGACGCAAAAGCGUCCGAUCGCUCUCGGGCCUGCAGCUAGGCAGCGAUGUGAUGUUUGUGCGCCAGGGAACCUACGCCAACCCCAAAGAGUGGGGCCGUGCCCCGCUCAGGGACAUGUUCCUCUCCGAUGAGGACAGUGUCUCCCGUGCCACGCUGGCUGCCGAGCCUGCCCACUCGGAGGUCAGCACAGACUCAGGUCACGAUUCCUUGUUUACUCGCCCCGGCUUGGGUACCAUGGUGUUUCGAAGAAACUAUUUGAGCAGCGGGUUGCACGGGCUGGGCCGCGAAGACGGGGGCUUGGAUGGGGCAGGGACGCCGCGGGGUCGGCUGCAGAGUUCCCCCAGCCUGGACGACGACAGCCUGGGCAGUGCCAACAGUUUGCAGGACCGCAGUUGCGGGGAGGAGUUGCCUUGGGAUGAGCUAGACUUGGGCUUGGAUGAGGACCUGGAGCCCGAGACAAGCCCCUUGGAGACCUUCCUGGCCUCACUGUACUUGGAGGACUUUGCCUCCCUCCUGCGGCAGGAGAAGAUUGACCUGGAGGCCCUGAUGCUGUGCUCUGACCUCGACCUCCGCAGCAUCAGCGUGCCCCUGGGGCCUCGGAAGAAGAUUUUGGGGGCCGUGAGGAGGCGCAGGCAGGCUCUGGAGCGCCCACCUACCCUGGAGGACACAGAGCUAUGAAAGGUGCUCCUCUCCUCAGACCAAAAUGAAUUUCAAGUUGCCACAACCCAUGGUGGGGCCCAGAGGUCCUCACAAUUGCCAUCCCUGCAGCCCCUUCUCCAGGAGCAAGGGUCACACGGGUCAUCUCCCUGGAAACCCUGUCCACCCUCUGAAGCAGACCCAGAGGGACCACAGCCCUGCAGAUCACCACUUCUGAGGGUGUUGGAGCCCCUGAGCCACCCCCAUUGAAAAGCCCUGAAUUACAAGAUGACAUCAUAGCUGGAUUAGAAAUAGGGCAGAGAUGGGGGGGCAGCUUGACCUGUUGCAGGUACAUCACCUCCCCUACCCAUCCUCUCCAGCCCUUCUUGGGGGUGGGGGUGGGGGUAGAGGUGGGGUCCUGUUCUUUUUCAGGCUGGAAACUUGUUGCUUCCUAUUUACUGUAAUGGAAGAGUUUGGGUACCCUCUCCUUGUACACCCCAGAAGGGAGGUUCUCCAGCCAGACUCUUCAGCCAAAUGCCUGUUCCUUCACUACCCAGCACACGCCCUCUCACAAAAGGCCAGUCCCCCCCUGCCACCCACCGGCCACGGCCACAGCUGAGAGCUAGGCUGGGGUAGGCUGGCGUAACUGGUCCUUUCCCAGCUCAUUCUGGGAGCCCAGACAGUCUCCUUAAGCUUCACCCCACUCCACUGUGCAGCCUGGUCUCCCCAGGGACUCCAGAGGACCAGCAUUGUGGGCCCCAGGCCUGUAGGCUGGCUGCCUGUAGAAUCACAUCUGCCAACUGCCUCAGAGUCUCUCAGGCCUAGACAGGCAGGGGCUGGACACAAUCUGUGUCAGGCUCAGUGUGGGAAAACUGUGAGGAAGACCCUGGAGGAUGUAGAGAACACAAGGUCCCGAUUGUGCCCAGGCUCCCAAGGCUCUCUCUCUCUCUCUCUCUCUCUCUCUCUCUCUCUCUCUCUCUCUCUCUCUCUCUCUCUCUCUCUCUCU
Mesocricetus auratus (golden hamster) is the source of this 3392-nucleotide messenger RNA. It is a transcript of the gene Ush1g, whose product is annotated as USH1 protein network component sans. Gene Ontology annotation, biological process: sensory perception of light stimulus; equilibrioception; sensory perception of sound. The record is from RefSeq and is a predicted model, not a curated record. Lineage: Eukaryota; Metazoa; Chordata; Mammalia; Rodentia; Cricetidae. The transcript has 6 exons. The coding region runs from base 1043 to 2428 and encodes 461 amino acids. Gene Ontology annotation, molecular function: protein binding.